GCUGUCAGAGAAGGAGAGGGAGGGGUUGAGCAAAAGAGGGGGAAGGAUUUCGACUGGGGGGGGGGGGGAAGAAGUAACAUCCGGGAUCCUCUAAAGAGGUGGGGGGAAAGGGGGCGGGACGGAAUCUGGUAGGGAAAGGGAAAACAUCUGCCGGCGUAGCCGCCUCUAUAGCUGCUUCCCACAGAGGCCAGCCUCGGCCGGGCGCCCCUUUGAGGAGCCGCCUGCCCUGAGGCGCCCUGUCUGACUGUGCGGCGGCGCUCAGGUUUCCUAAAGAGAAGAGAAGAGAAGAGAAGAGAAGAGAAGAGAAGAGAAGAGAAGAGAAGAGAAGAGAAGAGAAGAGAAAAGGAUGGAGGAAUCAGUAAACCAAAUGCAGCCACUGAAUGAGAAACAGGUGACCAAUUCUGCCAGUGGCUAUGUAUGGCAGGUCACAGACAUGAAUCGACUACACCGUUUCUUAUGUUUUGGUUCUGAAGGUGGUACUUACUACAUCAAAGAGCAGAAAUUGGGCCUUGAAAAUGCCAAAGCUUUAAUUAGACUGAUUGAAGAUGGCAAAGGAUGUGAGGUGAUUCAGGAAAUAAAGACUUUUAGUCAAGAAGGGAGAACAGCAAAGCAGGAACCAAUGCUUUUUGCUCUCGCCAUUUGCUCACAGUGUUCUGAUAUAAACACAAAACAAGCAGCAUUUAAAGCAGUUCCUGAAGUUUGUCAAAUACCUACUCACCUCUUCACGUUUAUUCAGUUUAAAAAAGAUCUAAAGGAAAGCAUGAAAUGUGGUAUAUGGGGCCAUGCCCUCAGGAAAGCCAUAGCAGACUGGUAUAAUGGGAAAAGUGGCAUGGCAGUUGCCCUGGCUAUAACAAAAUAUAAACAAAGAAAUGGCUGGUCACACAAAGAUCUCUUAAGAUUGUCUCAUCUUAAACCUUCUAAUGAAGGACUUGCUAUUGUGACCAAGUAUAUUACAAAGGGUUGGAAGGAGGUGCAAGAAGCAUAUAAAGAUAAGGCUGUUUCUCCAGAGACUGAAAAAUUACUGAAAUAUCUGGAAGCUGUGGAGAGAGUGAAGCACACAAAAGAUGAAUUGGAAGUGAUUCAUCUGAUAGAAGAGCAUAAAUUAGUUAGAGAACAUCUUCUGACUAAUCAUCUAAAAUCUAAAGAGGUGUGGAAAGCCUUAUUACAGGAGAUGCCUCUUACUGCAAUGCUGAGGAAUUUAGGGAAGAUGACAGCUAAUUCAGUGCUGGAGCCAGGAAGUUCAGAAGUUUCUUCAGUAUGUGAAAGACUGUGUAAUGAUAAACUUUUAAAAAAGGCUCGUAUACAUCCAUUCCAUGUUUUAGUUGCAUUAAAAACAUAUAAAACAGGACAUGGGCUCCGAGGAAAACUGAAGUGGCUUCCUGAUGAAGACAUUUUGAAAGCAUUGAAUACUGCAUUUUAUAAAACAUUUAAGACAAUCGAGCCAACAGGAAAACGUUUCUUGCUAGCUGUUGAUGUCAGUGGUUCCAUGGACCAAAGAGUUUUGGGAAGUAUACUCAGUGCUAGUACAGUUGCUGCAGCAAUGUGUAUGGUUGUUGCAAGAACAGAAAAAGAUUCUCAUAUAAUUGCAUUUUCACAUGAAAUGGUUCCAUGCCCAGUGACUGUGGAUAUGACUUUAUGUCAAGUAUUGAAAGUUAUGGAUGAGAUUCCAAUGGGUUGUACUGAUUGUUCUCUUCCCAUGAUAUGGGCUCAGAAGACAAACACAGCUGCUGAUGUCUUCAUUGUUUUCACUGAUAAUGAGACCUAUUUUGGAAGUGUCCAUCCUGCUGUCGCUUUGAGGGAUUACCGAAUGAAAAUGGAUAUUCCAGCUAAAUUGAUUGUUUGUGGAAUGACCUCAAAUGGUUUUACCAUUGCAGACCCAGAUGACAGAGGCAUGUUGGAUAUAUGUGGCUUUGACACAGGAGCUCUGGAUGUAAUUAGAAAUUUCACUAUGGAUGUGAUUUAAUCUUCUGGCACCAGCACUUCACUUCAGGUCCAUUGCUGGCAGUGGAUUUUGAUACAAAGACCUAAUUACCAGUUACUUAAUCAACUGAAAAAAUGACAAAUCAGAAAGUUAACCUUUUAUAACUUUUUUUCAAAAGGAAAGUAAGAAACCUAAAAUUACUUUCCUAUCUACUACAUGUAAUUUAAACUGCUAAUAAAUUAAACUCAACCAACAUUUUAUAAAGUACCUACUGCUAAAUUCACUGGAAAAACUUUAUCUUCAUCUUCUGCUUAAAAGAGAAGAAGAAAAAGUUUGCCUCCUGAUGCAUUCACUGAAGAAUACUUUUGCUUUAGAAAGUCAUUAAUACUAUUUAAUAGGUGAGAGCCAAAAAUCGAAGUGGUCCUACAUCAUACUGUGUACCAGCUGUGUUUAAAAUUUUCUGCAUUCUCAUUUGAAAAGAAUAACUUUUAAUGAAACUUCCAUUGUUUGAAUUUAAUUCCAAUUGCUGAAUAUACUCUCUGGGUGCACUAGACCAUGUGACUGUGAUGGAAUAUAAAAAUGAUUUGUAAAGUUUUCUACUUGGGAGGGGGGGUGGGGGGAGGAGCCAGUGGAUCACACCAAGAAACUUGAUGAAGUGAUCAGAGCUACAUUUCACCCUCAAAAAUAAUUUGUGUGAUCUCUUAAGGUCACAUUGUUAGUAGUUUUCAUACAUGUUGAAAAUUAACUUUUAAAAAUUUCUAAUUAGCACUCACAGAAUGCAAGGCAGGUAAUCAGAAAUAAUGGCAAAUUCUUUAGAGGCUUUGUACAAAGUUAUAUUUCAAUAAGGAAUUGUAUUUUAGAGGAGAAAAACACUUGUUACUCUAGUUUAUGAGAACGUUCACAUAUUUACAUUGACUACAAAAAAUUAAUUUAGUUGGUCUUGACAAUUCCAAUAAUCAUCAAAGUUUAACUAUUAAAAUUUAAAAGUAAUCUUCAGAUAUUUAACAUUUUCCUGGGUUUUAAAAAAUGAUUUUCUUAACUAGUAUUAGCUAAUUGCAUUUUAAAUAACCUACAAUGUGUAAAAUAGCUAGUAAUCUCCUAUUGCCAGAUAUUCUUUUUGUGGCAACACAAAUGUAGUAAAUUGUUUUCUGAUCUUAGAAAAUAUUUGAUGAAAGAUAAGCAUAAAGGUGAUGUUUAAAUGUUUUGCAAAGGACUUUAUGGCCAAUCAUUGUUUAUGAAUAAAGCAAUAGGUUAUCACUGUCAUCUUCAGGGAAAUUUUUUUUAAAUUGAGUAACUAAAAUUUAUAUUUAGUACACCAAAGUGUGCUAAAGAAUAAUCUUGAUAGGAAAUUUUCCUUCAUCUUAAAUUAACUAUUGAAGUUCUCAACAUUAUUGUUCAUAAUUUUAAGAUUAUUCCAAGAGUAGUCUCAGUGUUAAAACUUUAAUUUUUCAUUUUUUAAUUAAUGUGCAAGAAAUAAAACUAGCAAAUAUAGAUCUUAAUUUUCCAAUUAGCCAUUAGAUUUGUAUGUGUUUGGUGGGAUCAAACAGCAUUAUUGUAGUAUAUAUUUUUUCUCCUAGUUUUUAGAAAAUUUUUUUCAAAACAGUAAUUUUAGAGCCAUGAUAAAGCUAUUAUUAUAGCAACCAUGACUUAAGAUGGUCUGACAGCAAUUUUAAACACUUCCUGCAAUUUUGCAAGGGUCAAACAUAUUUCUUAAAUACUUUAUGAUUCCAUUGGUAUGAGUACUCUCUCCACCAAAAUAGAUUACAGUCUAUCAGUUAAUUACCAGGCAGAGUCUGAGAGAAUGGCUAAAAAAAAUCAUCUUCCUUGCUACAACCAGCCUGGUGAUGAGUCUAUCUGCAUUUAGUUAAGCUGGUCCUUAGAUAGGGCAUCACCAGGCAUCUAAAAGCCUUUCUAGAUUGGUAGAACCUGUCAGACUUUGUCUUCCUAGAUUGUGAGAAUAUAGGCCAUAUUUUUAGUAAAUCAAGCUGUUACCGGAAAACCUCCUUCUCAAAAUGCAUUGCUACUUUUUAUACUUCUGACAUCAUAACUCUUAAGAUAUAUUUCUAAAGUAUUUGGGGUUUUUAGCCUUCUGUCUGAUUUUAAGUGAUUACAUAUUAGAUGUUUUUGAUACCUAAGACUUCAUUCUAUCCAGAUAGGAUUUAAAGAACAUUUGAUAGAUGUAAUUAGUUUUUCUUUUUUUUAACCCCUGUCUCCUGUCUUAGAAUUAAUACUGUGUAUUGGUUCUAAGGUAGGAGAGUGGCAAGGGCUAGGCAAUGGGGGUUAAAAGUAACUUGCCUAGGGUCACACAUCUAGGAAGUGCAGAGGCAGGAUAUGAACCUAGGACUUCCAGUUUCCUGGCUUGGUGCUCUGUCCACAGGGCCACUUAGCUGCCCCCUGUAAUUAGUUAUUAGAAUUACUUUAUAAGUAUAGCUCCCUAAGCUGAAAAGCUAGAAAUACAGGAUGACUUUACUCCUUAUAGAGAUGUCAAUGACAUGAGGUAUAAAAAAAAAAAGAUCUUAUUUCUAAUGUAAAAUGUUUUUUUUUUAGUAUCUGAGUAUCUUAAAGAAUUAUUUAAACUCAUUCAGUGAAAUAAUUUGUGACCCUGGGAAAUAUUUACAUCAGUCUAAAGUGAUUAAAUUAUAGAGAUCAUGACAUAGAGAAUAUUUUUUUUUAAGAGAACCAGUCUUUCCAGAAAAUUCAUUUAAGCUGAUUUUAAAACCUUGGGGGGAGGGGGCUUCCUAGUGACAGUCAAGUUGUUUUUUGGUGGAAACUAUCACUUCGAUUAGUGUUUUAAAAGAGGGGGAAAGAGAAAGUGGUUGUGUGUUGAUAAAUCUGUAGCCAAUAUUAAACAGCCAUGUUAUUCUUACAAUUUCCUAACAAUUCAUGUUGGCAAUUUGGGACUUGAAUGUGUUUAUAGGAAUAACAAGAUCCUGUUAACUUUACCUCACUGUAAUAAAGAUACUAAGGCACAAAUUCUAUUUUUAAUAAUUUUAACUUUACUUCAAUUAGGAGAAAAAAUGAUAUUUUUACCAUCUUAAAUACUAUAUUGCCUAGGGUACUAAAUAAAUACUCCCAUGAAAAGCAAACAUAAUCUAUCAAAAUAAGAGGCUGGAGAAGUAGUCUUGGAAAAACAAAGACAGGAACUUGAUAGCCAUCUAAAAAUGUAUUUAGAAUUGUCAUAUGGUAAAGGGAUGUAAAACUUGUUUUGCUUAGUCUUAGGACAAACCUGGGAACCAAUAAGAAAGCUGCAAAAAGACAAAUUUAGGUUUAAGGAAAAAGUUGUUGACAUCCUUCCCAGUGAAGUAGGACCCCAUGCCAGCCUCCAACAAAAGGUUUUCAAGCCUAGUGGAUGGACCACUGUUUUAUAGCAGAAUUUUUUUCAGAUAGGAACUCUAUUAUAUACAAAGCCAUAUAAUAAAAAUUUAGUGCUAGAAUGAACUAGAAAGAGUUCUAGUCCAAAUUCUUCUGCCUCUUUAAUUUAUAGACAAGUUAAUAGGUACAGAAGUUAAGUAAUUUGUCCCUUGCAUCACUGAGAUAGUUUAAUUAUUCUUUAUUAGGUUUUUGUUAACCCUACCUAUAGGGUGGUUAGGCAGGUCAUGACAGUUUUAUUUCAUUAUUUUAUAAUACUUAGAUAUGUAAUUUAGGGGGUUUUUUGUGUGUGAACACAAUAAGUGUUUUGAUUUAAUGGUAUUAGAUAAUUUUGUUUAGUAACUACAACACUUGUUAAUUUUUGUUAUAUAAAUUCUGGCACUUAAAAUAGUCUGUGUUCUCCUUUUGAAAUUUAUGGGCAGUGUACUUUGAAAACCACUUUCCUUAAACAGGCCUUUUGAAAAAUAAGAAAUGAAAUAGAAAAAUGUCAUAAAAGUUCUGUACUGUCAUAUAGGUGAGCAUUGGCUAACAAAUCAUUUUUAUAUGCCAACUACUGGGAUUGGGGUGGAAGCAUAAAAAUAAAAUGCCCAAUCUACUCAACUAGAAUCAAGGACUCAAAUUUUGAUUGAGGAACAGUCCAUCAGAAAAUACUUCUUUGAUCUUUUGAUUUUAAAUUUUAAUCUUUAAACUGCAAGUUAUUUUGAGGAACUUUAAUCUUUAUUUCAUAUAGUUUGGGCAGUGAUUAAAUCAGAAAAAUUAUGCAAAAUUUAGAAGGAAUCAUGUGGUUCUUUAUCUUUGGAUGAAGGACCCAGGUUUUUAAAUUAAGUUUAGGAUCUGACAGUGAAUAUAAAUAUAAAAAUAUUUUAAAAGUAAAAAUUGUCACCUCUAGUAGAAUUUGAAUAUAGCUUAAGUUAUAGCUAAUGCCCCUUAAACAUACCACUAUAUCUUAGCAAACUAGUGAAAAGACACUGUGUUCAACGUUUUCAUGACAUAUUUUUGUUAAAGGGUAUUGUGAAUACAAAAAUGUAUUAUCAGUUUAAAAUUUGUAAAUUUAAAGAAAAAGUUUAAACCAUAUUAAUAAUAACUUUGUAUUAUUAUUGUACAUACUUCUAGUCUUUGGUGACUAAGAAAUCUUUCCUACCUUUCAUCUUUUCUACCUCUUAGUGAUAGUCCUCUCUUUAUCUUAAUACCAGUUCCCAUUCCCACCCUCUUAUUUUAAAAAAAUGUAACAUUUCCCUUGUGAUAUAUUGUUCCAACCCUGCUCUAGUAGGGUUAUGCACAAUUAUAAUGUAGUACAUGAGGAUCAGAAAGUAAAUUAAUUUUAUUUUUAGCAAGCUUAUUAUAAGUUUUAUUUUAUAGGACUAUUUAAAUGCCUUAAAAUGCAAAAUAUUAACAUUUAGUUUUAUACUGGCAAUCUCUGAACAAUGUGCAAAUCUACUGGAGAAAACCUGGACUAAUAUAUUCUAUCCCUAAAUCAAAUUAUGAUAGCAUUUCAUUGCAUAGUGUAAGUUAAUAGCUUCCCAGAAUUUCUUAAAAUCAAGUCAUCUUGGAAAAAAAGUAGAAGCAAUCCUCUAAGAACAUUACUCUGCCCCAGAAAUGAACUUACAUGAAUAAUUCUUUAAGUGGCAUUUAUAAAUUGUGUUCGUCAUUAUUAAGAUCUUUCAAUAAAAACCUGCAUAAAUAGCCAGUACUUGGAAAUCUUCCUAUCCUAAAAAUCUCAGCAAGCUCAUGUUGUAUACUUUAGGGCAUGAGAAAAAUCACAUAAGCAAACAUCUUCCUAUUUCCAAAUCAUUUUAAUUUUUUCCUGAAAAGAUACUGUCAUAAUCAUGUGUGGCUUUUCAUGGUAAACUGAUAUGGGAACAAGGGAAUAGUUAACUGUACUUUUUGGAUAAAUGUGUAAUAAAAUACUUUUUACUGAACACUAAAAACAUAUAAGUUAUGGAAAGUUAGGUUGGGAAAUUUGUAACAGGGUUAUGAGCUAAUCCUCUGAAAUUGAGGUGUAAGCUAUUGUUUCUCAUACUACAGAGAAGAUAAGCUUUUCCUCUGCUUCCUCAAAUGGAGUCUCAUCUCUGCUCAAAACCUAUAUCAAAAUAACUUGAGUAACCAAACACACAAAAAUACAUCAAUCAUAUAGUUUUUUUAAAAGUUAACACUAUUGUUUGAUUAUUCAGGGUAGUGGGGGUUGAUAACUGAUAAAAGUCACACAUAAUUGUUGGAAUAUGCAAGUUAAAUACUAAUUCAAAGCAUUUAUUAAAGUUUUUAAAUGAAAACAA
Molecule: messenger RNA, 7563 nt
Organism: Monodelphis domestica (gray short-tailed opossum)
Lineage: Eukaryota; Metazoa; Chordata; Mammalia; Didelphimorphia; Didelphidae
Gene: RO60
Product: Ro60, Y RNA binding protein
Cellular component (GO): ribonucleoprotein complex
Molecular function (GO): RNA binding
Source: RefSeq, a predicted model, not a curated record